UAUCCGCUUAGCUGGUCUUAUAACGAUACCACAUGUUCUUGGAAGAGCGCCGCGCCGUAUGCGUCCUGCAUGACACGAGAGACGUCUCCGGUAGACUUCGAGAAAAUCGUCCGAAGAUCUGCUCAGCUGCACGUGACCAAGUGCUUUGGCCCCACUUUUCAAGCCGAUCCGAUUUCCAGGCCGAUUCUCGUCAUCAGUGGAAAAGCAAAGAGAAGCCAAAGCAUACCACAUCCUCAGUCCUCGGGCCCUAUCUCUAGGUAUCUGCCGUCAUCACAGACUGUGCACUGAGUCUCGCCAGUGUCAUAGUGAAGCGAAGUGUUCCUUGCUGGUGCAUCAGACAACCAGCAUCAGUCCCGAAGUCGUCGCACUGCAGUGCGAGAAUGUCCCAGAUGCUUGCUCCGUCCAUUCCUAUAAUAUCAACCGCGUGCGUUUUCAUCGAUUCAUCAUUUCGGCCUCGCACAGAGAAGUCAUGAGUCCCACCAAAGAAGAUGAAACACCUGGAACCUCACAGUCGAACUUUGUCUGGGUCGACUCGAGCUCGCUCCAUCGUGAAAAGCCGCAGGCGAUAAAGAAAGUGAUCUGGUCGCGAGCUGCUGCACAUAGCCAUAAAGUCGCACCUCGAACACGCAAGAAGCCCGAGAAGUCAAAGACAAACAAAACGACAACGAAGACGACAACCAAAGUCCAGAGCAAGACUGUCAAGGGGAUAAAUAAGCCCCGUGUCAAAUCAAGUGGCACGUCAAACCCAAAGGAUCGCUACAAGACUACUGAUGCAAGUUCCGAAAAGAGGAAAGCUCAAGUCGGCGAGCUGUUGGUUAGGCAGCCGUUACCAUUACCGCUUCUGAUGAAUGCCAGUGCGAGAGAUCCAUUUGCGUACACGCCAGCCAUCCAAUCGCGGCGUGAGUGGCUUACAGAUUUUUGGUAUAAUCAUGUUAUACCGAAGAGUAGCCACCCGAUUAAGGUUCCUAUGGAACAGCUUUCGGUAUACGUUCGAUGGUGUAGGCAACUGGACCUUACAGAACCAGCACUGUAUUACUCUUCUCUGUUCAUGGCUUCUGGGAUCCCCGUGGCAGAGGGCAAAUUGCCAGUUUCUGAAGCACUCUACUUCAGGUCACUUGCUGUUCACUCUUUGAAUGAAGCUUUGAACGACCCUGAUCGUCGCUGUAGUACAGCUGUCAUCCUUGCCGUGGGACAGCUGGCCGUGCAUGAGCAUGUAUAUGGAGACAGACAGCUCGCCCAGAGAGUCCACCAUGAUGCACAUCGAAAGAUGAUACUAAUGCGAGGUGGGAUAGAGGCCUUACAAAUGCCUCCAGCGGCCGUGCAGCUUUUCCGAUGGGGCCACGCUCUUCUGAUGACCCCACUUGAUGAUCUAUUUGGAAACUCAGUGAAGAAUUUGCCCCAAUAUAGCAUCCAAGAAGCACUCAGUGUAGUUGAGCAUUGUUCCCCGAGACGGAGCAACCACCCAGGCUACGGCUCGGGGAAAUGAGCGGUCUGCCAGACAUAAGACGUAGUGAGAGUGUUGAUGGGGUUUGACUUGUGUUGCAAAACGUUCUCGAGAGAUUGAUCGCAUAGCUCAUCGAGCUUGUUUGUUAUUACAGAAGUGAACCGAGCGGCAAGAAAACUUGAUCAUCUACACUAUUCGUGUGUAGACAUUGACUCAUACCGUCAUAUGACUAUUCCGGUAGUCUCUUCGAAAGAAAAAGUCCAGGUAGCAAUAAGAAGAAGUAAAGUGAGAGAGAACCCUUGCAUUUUAUACUCAGUUUAUACUGAUGCUGUUCUGUCUUUGGUGCAGAUCAUUCCUUCUUGUGGGCAAUGCAAACAUUCCGCUGCGCACGAAGAAUGACGCUUAUACUCGCACGGGCC
Molecule: messenger RNA, 1863 nt
Organism: Pseudovirgaria hyperparasitica
Lineage: Eukaryota; Fungi; Ascomycota; Dothideomycetes; Acrospermales; Acrospermaceae
Exons: 3
Coding region: 470-1486 (338 amino acids)
Source: RefSeq, a predicted model, not a curated record